This is a messenger RNA of Hippocampus comes (tiger tail seahorse), 1648 nucleotides long. Its product is annotated as DNA repair protein XRCC4. Gene Ontology annotation, cellular component: DNA-dependent protein kinase-DNA ligase 4 complex; nucleus; DNA ligase IV complex. NCBI's taxonomy places the organism in Eukaryota, Metazoa, Chordata, Actinopteri, Syngnathiformes, Syngnathidae. The coding region runs from base 138 to 1028 and encodes 296 amino acids. Gene Ontology annotation, molecular function: DNA binding. The transcript has 8 exons. The record is from RefSeq and is a predicted model, not a curated record. Gene Ontology annotation, biological process: positive regulation of ligase activity; response to X-ray; double-strand break repair via nonhomologous end joining.
GCUGAUUGGCUGACGAAACAAGGGUCGAAAGUGACAGCUUGAACAGGAAAACAACUCAAAACAAAACAUUUCAUUUUCAUACAGCCUCCGUUCGAACAUCGCAGUGUCCUAAUAACAGUGAAGGUGACACGUGCGACAUGAGCGGUGAAGUCAGACAGAUCGCUGUGGCCACAGACCCGAGGAUCCCUUAUUUCCUGCGAGUUGACUUUGCCGGCAACCUCGGUGCUGGGUUCGCGCUAGCUCUCUCCGAUGGCAUCUCUGCAUGGAAUGGAGAAGUUUCAGAAGACGAGGUUAGGAGGAAGGCCAAUGAAAUGGAGGUCCCGAUGGAGAGUUUUGUCGAGGAUCUUCAUCAAGCGCUGAUUGGUGGCGGACGGGCGAGAGGGGGCGGAAGGAGAGCCCGUGACGUAGACAUCUAUUCUUUUGAGCUCACUCUGGAUCGCCGGCAAUUCUCUUAUCACAAAAUUUGUGGCGGCGUCCCGGUGCACUUGGGCUCUUUGAAGCUUCAGCCUGCUCCCCACCCAUCCGCGCUGACCCGGGAGUUGAUUGGCCAGUCGCUUAAGCGCAACUCUCACCUGAUGAAAGAAAACUCGCUGCUGUCGGAGGAGAACCGUAAACUGAAAGAGGAUCAUGCGCACAUCCUUCAAGAGCUCGAACAUCAGGUUCAGGAUAAGGAAACAAUGACAAGGGACCUAUAUGCCCGUUUUGUUCUGGUGCUCAAUGAGAAGAAGGCCAAGAUCAGAAGCCUCCAGGAUGCUCUGAGUCAGCUCCCGCCGACAGCCUCCGUUCAGAAGAAGCAAAGAGAAAAUGACACCUCUUCGGGUGAAUACGACAGCCCAGACAGAAGAGUGGAGACAAUUCACGACAGCCAUCCAUCACUGGAACCAACCAUCAUUACCACAGGGCAUAAUCAGGUCAGCCAGGGUUUCUCUUUGGACCACACCGUUUCUCUUGAUGAGAAUGCUCAAGCCAGAUGGAAAGUAACGGAAACACUUGCCGACCAGAGACCGGGAACUUCUAAAAUGGAAUGAAAUCACAGUGAGACGACAUCUGGGAAUCAGCAUGGACAUGAACCAACACAGUUGGGACCAACUAGCGCCCUAUGGUGCAGUGUUGCAAGCUUCUUUUGCCCUCCCCCUCUUCUAAUCCUCAAGGGGCUUCUCAAAUUUGAUCCAAGAUGGCUUCUCUUAUUAUUAAAAAACAAUUUAACAUCUGGAUUGUUUUAAUUGUGCCUCAGCCUGCGUGUAGACACCAAGUGGUGCCGUAAAGCAUGUGUCACUGAUCAUAUGAUAAAGAGGAACCGAGCACUCCCCCCCCCCCCUCCGAGCUCUCCAGGGAAUGGAUGGCGUUGCCACUAAUGACUUGGAGAACGCGUUUGAGACUACACCACGAGCAUGGAAGUAAUUUUUCAACAGUUGGACAUUGCCUCAAACUCGGGAGCCUUGGCUCUGGGUGAGAUCGACGACAGAGCAACAUCUUGCGCGGGCUACACCCAGAAAACAGAGUCUCAUCACCAGGCAACCGCUUGUUACUUUGUUGCCGCUUAUUCAUCAUACUGAACUGAGAUUUCACUUCAUUUCCCCCCCCCCCCCUACUAUGUUGAAGUGAAACAUAUGCCAUAUGCCUUCAAUAAAAAGACAAAAGAAAAGAA